Molecule: messenger RNA, 1130 nt
Organism: Annulohypoxylon maeteangense
Lineage: Eukaryota; Fungi; Ascomycota; Sordariomycetes; Xylariales; Hypoxylaceae
Exons: 2
Coding region: 282-1130 (282 amino acids)
Source: RefSeq, a predicted model, not a curated record
UCCGUCUCGACCCCUAACGUAAGGCCACAGGGGACGAACGAAACCGAUUCCGGGACACUUGGUCCUCUUAACGAGAGGAAAAGAAAUAGGCUUGGCUAUCAUCGGACACCGAUUGCUUGUCGUAAGUUGUCACUGCACUGGGCGUUAAUUGGCUUCGAAAUAUUCGCACGAAAACUAAAGCGUAUUCUGGUAUAGGACAUUGUCGGAGAAGGAAAAUUAGAUGCAAGCAGCCAGAGACGCCAGACGUCCUAAGACGAUGUGAGAGUUGCAUUAAUCUCAAUAUGGAAUGCCACUAUUCUGCAGUAAAUCAACCACAACCGCCUACGACGGGACAGAGGCAAGGAACACGAGCUUCUGUUGGGACAGGCUAUGCGUCACCCUCCACAUCUCCAGCGAUACCGACAGGACCCAUGAUGGAAGCGCAACCGAACCCACCGUAUCACCAACUAUCCGCAAUGCCAUCAAUGCCAAGUAUGAGCCAACAGUCGAUAGAGACCGAGGAGGAUGAAACUUACUCUUCUGAGCCUAAACUCCCAUCCAAUGCUUCCAGCAGUCGGGCGUUCGGUUACGAACAUGAAACAAACAACUGGGUAUCGACAGACACGAGUUCCGGUGUUGCGAAGACCACUGGUGGCGCGAAUGCUCCAUGGGCGAAUUAUCCAGAGGGCCUACCGGAAACCUCGGAUCUAUCACCGUACGCCACCCAUGCGCCGGUUGCAUCCAUGUCGACAGGCUGGUCAACAACAUCCCCCGAACUUCAUAGGAUGGACAGCAACGCUCGCCUCGACGACACCUGGAGGGCCUAUCCACCGGGAACAAGAUCAAUGUCGUAUAGCGACGAACAGUCAGGCCAGUUCGUAUCGACAACCAAACCGUACGAUAGGGUAUACCCGCCGAUUGCGACUAAUGUCGUGCCGGAAGCAAGUAUGGGUACUCAUGGCUCCCUCUCCGCCGUUGCCGUACCGCAUGCGGCGUAUGGUUCAUGGCGACAACCAUAUCAUUUUCCCAGGCCUGACGAAGACUACGGUGGUUGGUACGAAGACCGUGAGCACCACGUAUCGGAAACCCAUAUGUCGUCUGUGGGAGAAGAUCCAUCACAAGCCGGAGGUAUAUACUACAGCGGGAGAUGA